Messenger RNA from Cucurbitaria berberidis CBS 394.84, 645 nucleotides. RefSeq lists its product as uncharacterized. The transcript is spliced from 2 exons. The coding region runs from base 1 to 645 and encodes 214 amino acids. The record is from RefSeq and is a predicted model, not a curated record. NCBI's taxonomy places the organism in Eukaryota, Fungi, Ascomycota, Dothideomycetes, Pleosporales, Cucurbitariaceae.
AUGAGCUCACGAACCACGCCUGGGCUUGACCAACUCUUUGCUCCUAUCAGACACGGCGAGAUCAACGAUGUCGUGUUUUCGGCUGCUGCGACGCUCCCAGUUUCUCGAAUUGGAGUCAACACUCCUUCAGCGACCGCAUCUUCUACGCUCAGUCGAAGUGUUUUGCAGGGUUCAACGACGUUUAGUCACGCCUCUUCGUCUACCCCAUCGUCAUCAUCAUCAGCUCUACCGCUACCUCCUCCACUAGCUUUGAGGCACGAUUCUCGACUCUCUAAGUCCGCUGCCCUAGGCAUCGGCGUUGCCGUUGGUAUAAUCGGCAUCCUCCUCUUCAUAUCAAUAGCCCUUCUUAUCUACCGCCGCUAUAAGCUAAGGCAUUCGCCAUCGAGCCGCCACUAUCGACAGACUAAGCUAUGGAAGGGAUUCGUUCCAGCGACCCCCAAUACAGCCCGAACCACCUUCGUUGAGACGAAGAUGGCGAAUAUCUACUUCGCCGAACUGCCGACUCCAGCUACUCCAGCUUUCAUGGCGAGUCCGCCCUUGGAGGAGAAUAUUGGGGACCGAGUGAGCUGGAAUAGGGGCAAUCGGACGAGCUGGCCUGUGUCGCCUAUUACACCGGGGUCGCCUCCUAUUGAAAUGCCUAUAUGA